Messenger RNA from Amborella trichopoda, 1593 nucleotides. RefSeq names its product omega-hydroxypalmitate O-feruloyl transferase. Gene Ontology annotation, molecular function: acyltransferase activity, transferring groups other than amino-acyl groups. NCBI's taxonomy places the organism in Eukaryota, Viridiplantae, Streptophyta, Magnoliopsida, Amborellales, Amborellaceae. The record is from RefSeq and is a predicted model, not a curated record.
UGUUCAGACAUUCAUCAAUCUUAGCAGGUAGAAAGCUUCUCACCUCUUCCAUUACUUUUCAUAACCUACAUAUUUCCCAUGUAUAAGGUGAGACAAGUAGUGCGAAGCUUUGAGUUUGAAUGGAGGGACUUUUAAAUGAACACCAUGAAGCAAGAGAAGCAUUUACAGUCAAGAAGGAAGAGCCCACCUUGGUUCCUCCGGAAAAGGAAACCCCGAAAGGGUUGUAUUUUCUCUCCAAUUUGGACCAAAACAUUGCAGUGAUCGUAAAGACUGUGUACUGUUACAGGGCAGUUGAGGAGAAGAGUGAAAUAAAGCAAGCUUUAGCUAAGGUUUUGGUUGAUUUUUAUCCUUUCUCAGGCAGGUUAACUAUAAGUUCAGAGGGAAAACUUAUAGUUGAUUGUACUGGAGAAGGUGCUUUAUUUGUUGAAGCAGUUGCAGAGUGUGAGAUUGAGAAGCUUGGUGAUAUCAGCCAGCCUGAUCCCUCUACACUUGAGAAGCUCGUUUACGAUGUUCCGGGAGCAAAAAAUAUAUUAGAGAUACCACCUUUGGUUGCACAGGUAACAAGGUUCAAGGGUGGAGGAUUUGUUCUUGGGCUGGGAGUGAACCACUGCAUGUGUGAUGGGCUAUCAGCCAUGGAGUUUGUGAACUCAUGGGCUGAAACAGCAAGGGGUUUACCUCUCUCUCUUCCUCCAUUUCUAGAUAGGGGCCUCCUUAAAGCCAGACCCCAACCCAAGAUAGAGUUCCCCCACCAUGAAUUUGCAGAGAUAGAAGACCUUUCAAACCUCUCUCUGCUCUACCAAAAUGAAGGAAUCAUAUAUCAACCCUUCUAUUUUGACCCCAAGAAGCAAACCCAACUAAAGAAAUCAGUAAUGAAGGAGACCCCAACUCUCAAAAAUUUCACAACUUUCGAGUGCUUAGCAGCCUUAGUUUGGAGAGCACGAACAAAAGCUCUUCAGAUGAAACCAAACCAACAGACUAAGCUUCUCUUUGCAGUUGAUGGCAGGUCUAAAUUUGAUCCCCCAUUGCCAAAAGGUUACUUUGGAAAUGCCAUUGUUCUAACUUAUUGCCUUUGCAACACUGAAGAAUUGACAGAGAAACCGCUAAAGUUAGCGGUGGAAAUGGUUCACAAUGCUAUCCAGUUAGUUAACGAUAACUACAUGAGAUCGGCGAUCGAUUUCUUCGAAGUUACAAGAGCUAGACCCUCUCUAACUGCCACUCUUUUGAUCACUGCAUGGAAUAGAUUGGAUUUCCAAUCCACAAACUUUGGGUGGGGAGAUCCUUUUCAAUCAGGGCCAGUUACUUUGCCCGCAGAUGAAGUGGUAUUGUUUCUCUCUGAUAAGAAGCAAGAAAAGGGUAUCAAUGUGCUCUUGGGCUUACCUGCAACAGCCAUGAAGACUUUCCAAGACUUGAUGCAAAUCUAGCCAAAACCAAAAUCUGGACUCUCUGAAAGUGUGGAAUGCAAAAAUAGUGACAAGAUGUGUAAUAAAGUCCUGCAUAUGUUAGCUGUCUUGAGUUUGUAUAAACUCUGCAAGGUGAUAUGUAAUACAGUCCUGCAAUGAGGGGUUCAAUGUCAUAAAUAUUGGUUUGAUUAUA